AUGAUAAGGUUACUGGGCUACCAAGGUGUGCUUGCAGAGGUGUGCUUGCUCUUUGUGUACCAGGGGGAGAAAGAUCCGGUGACACCGGUCAUCCUCUCCCUGGUCAUCCUGUGCACGGCUGCCCUGCAGUGUUAUACAGAACUGCAAGCAGAAUCCUCCAUGGAGGCGCUGCGCAACCUGCAGGUGGCCGAGCUCGUGCGAACCCUCCGCAUCUCGGACGAUGGACAGCGGCUAGACCAGAACCUGCCGCCUACGGAGCUCGUCGCUGGCGACAUUAUUUUACUUGAGCCAGGCCAGCGAGUGCCUGCGGAUGUGCGAAUUAUCCACUGCAGCAGCAGCACGGAGGUCGACAACGCAGCGCUGACCGGUGAGACGAUUCCCGAGCCUCGUACUGCCAGCCCUGAGCCGUCGACGGUGCCUGCCAUGGAGGCUCGAUGCCUGGCCUUCUUCGGCACGUCCGUCCUGAAGGGCACUGCAACCUGCGUCGUCCACGCCACUGGUGAUGGUACGUUCCUAGGUCAAAUCGCGAACACCAUGAAGAAAGGCUCCCCGCGCUCGUCACUCGAGGUGCAGAUGGAGAGCUUCGUGCACCUCAUCGCGAAGGUUGCUGGCGGAGUUGCCCUUUGCGUGCUCCUGGCCAACCUCCUGGCACCCAAGCUUCGAACUGCUCCGGAGAUUCUGGAGAACUGCGCCACUGCGUUGUUUACUCAGGUGCCAGAGGGACUGCUGCCCACGGUCACGUUUUCUCUGAUGAUCGCAUCUUCCAGGAUGUCCAGGCAGCAGGUCAUCGUGAAGAAGCUUGAUGCCAUCGAGUCUCUUGGGUGUGCCUCCGUCUUCUGCUCCGAUAAAACGGGAACUUUGACGACUGGUGAGAUGACCGUGCAACAUGUUCUCGUGCCUGAUGCGGCUGGAGCUUCACUCUUCGGCGCGCUCCAGUUGCAGGCUGAGGUUGUUCGAGGCGACCUGCGCCUGCAGCAGCUUGCGGCUGCCGCGCUCACGAACAACAGCGUGCAGGCUGGAGCUGGAGGUGCUGAGGUAGUCGGAUCUCCCACUGAAGUGGCCAUCUGCCGAGCCGCAGCCUCCAUGCUGGGCAAGCCAGCAAGAGAGGCAGUGAAGUUUGCUGCUCGGGAGGAUGUGGUCUUCGAGAUCCCCUUCAACUCGGAGAACAAGUGGAUGCUAACUGUGCACAGACUUCGAGAGGACUCUUCCUUCGAAGUCAUCGUGAAGGGUGCACCAGAAAGGGUGCUUCAACUGUGCAAGGCCAAUGAGAAGAUUUCUGGCGAGCUGCGCGCUCUCAUGGACAAGGGGCUCCGUGUGCUUGCCCUGGCAGCGCGGAGACUGGCCCCCCAGGAUGUUCCCCCAAAAGCAGAGUUUCAAGGGGCCUGCUUUAACACCUGCAACUUCCCUGUUCAAGACUGCGACUUCCUGGGCUUCUUUGCGAUGGAGGACCCACCGCGGCCGGGAGUCAGCGAGGCGGUCCAGAAGUCCCAGGCUGCGGGCGUCAAGGUGGUCAUGGUCACCGGGGAUCAUGGCGACACUGCCAAGGCCAUCGCCCUGCGGCUCAACAUCCUUGCAAGGGUGGCGAAGCCGUCGCGCGAGGGCGAGCGCUUCCAGGUGCUGCAUGGAACGGAGUUGGAUCAACACCUGCCACCGGACGACAGCUUCGUGAACCUCGACCCAGGUUCCAAGGAGUUCUGGCGUCAAGCGGUUCUGCACACGAGGGUCUUUGCCCGCGUGUCGCCACUGCACAAACGCGUCAUAGUCCAGGCAUACCAGCAAUUCGGCCAGCAGGGUUUCGGGGAUGUGGUUGCCAUGACCGGAGAUGGUGUCAAUGACGCGCCAGCUUUGAAGCAGGCGGAGGUGGGAAUUGCCAUGGGGAUCCGGGGGACGUCCGUGGCCCAGGACGCUGCCGACAUUAUUCUCCUGGACGACAACUUCUCUUCCGCAAUUGCCGGGAUGGAGCAGGGUCGGCUGGCCAGCGAGAACUUGCAGAAGUCGAUCAUGUACACACUUUGCUCGAAGGUGCCGCAAGUCUUGCCCGCCUUUCUUGAAGUCUUUGGGCUGCCCGAAGCACUGGCAGCGGUACAGGUGCUGCUCAUCGACAUUGGCACUGAUAUUUGGACUGCGGUGGCCUUUGCAGCUCAGGGCCCGGAAACCUCGCUGAUGAACCGACCGCCGCGCCAUCCCCGACUGGAGCGCAUGAUGAGCCCGAAGAUCCUUUUGUACAGCUAUGGCUACAUCGGUGUGCUGCAAGCCAUAUUUUGCUGGCUGAUGUACUUCCUGGCCACUCCAGAUAUCGGCAGCUUGAUACGGACACAUGAUGCCUUAGAAGACUACACGGAAGAGGAGAAGGUUCUUGAGAAGCGGGGUAUGACCGUGUACUACUGGACGCUGGUUCUGGGACAAGUAGCGGCUGCCCUCGCCUCCACCACCAAGCGGCAGCCACUUUUCGGCUCAGGUGGCUAUGGGUUCCCAAACCAAACGUUAAACAUCACCCUCUGCUGCGAAGUGGUGCUGAGCCUUGUGGUGAUGCACAACUCCAUCCUGAUGACGGCUUUCGAGAUGGAGAGCUUGCCCUACUGGCCCUCUUUGAUGCUGCCGGUGGUGGCUCUGUUCGGCAUUCUGGGUGCAGAGGAGUUGCGAAAGCGCUUCGGCUUGGGUUUCUCUUUCCUGCAGUUGUAG
Symbiodinium natans is the source of this 2682-nucleotide messenger RNA. Lineage: Eukaryota; Dinophyceae; Suessiales; Symbiodiniaceae. The record is from the annotation of a GenBank genome assembly.